UUGACGUCAAUGCACGUCAGGCGGAGAACAUGAUGCCUUUUUGCGAGUCAACUCGUGUGCGCUGGCUGAUAGAGAGGACCUCGAGCUGAAACGUUAGAGCACCAUUGUGCUGAAGGAAGGUGACAGGCAAGGUUUACUCAACUCCCACCCCCUACCCCCCCCCCCAAAAAAAAAGAAAAAAAAAAAGAAAGGAACAGAAUGGGCCAGCCUCGUGUCGCCGACAAUCCACAAAAGUCCUAUUUUUAAUGGACAAGCUUCGAAUGGCGGUGGCGGCGGCGGCUGUCGGGGGGUGUUGUUCGGCUUUUUGAUUUGUAAAGAAGCCAGUGUGAGCUGCCCCACACCCCACCACCACCACCACCAGCAGCAGCAGCACCACUACCCCCAGUGUGUGUCCCUGCCUGUGCGGUUACCUCCUCGUCCUCCGUCGCCGCCGCCGAGACAGUCCCGUCGAGAACAGCAUGGUCAUGGCUGACAGCGUCCAGAAACCGCUGCUCCGGGGUCCGGUCCGUGUGGGCUUCUACGACAUUGAGCGCACUUUAGGAAAGGGAAACUUCGCCGUCGUCAAACUGGCCCGACAUCGCAUCACUAAAACGGAGGUUGCUAUCAAGAUCAUUGACAAAACCCAACUGGAUGCAGUCAACCUUGAGAAGAUCUACAGAGAAGUUCAGAUAAUGAAAAUGCUGGACCAUCCGCACAUCAUCAAGCUAUACCAGGUUAUGGAGACAAAGAACAUGCUUUACCUGGUCACAGAGUAUGCCAAGAAUGGAGAGAUCUUCGACUACCUAGCAAAGCAUGGCCGACUUAGUGAGCUGGAGGCCAGGCGGAAGUUCUGGCAGAUCUUGUUGGCAGUAGAAUAUUGUCACAACCGCAAAAUUGUCCACCGUGACUUGAAGGCAGAAAAUUUGUUGCUGGAUGGCCACAUGAACAUCAAAAUUGCAGACUUUGGAUUUGGGAAUUUCUUCCAGCCCGGUGAGCCUCUGGCUACAUGGUGUGGUAGCCCUCCAUACGCUGCUCCCGAGGUUUUCGAGGGCCAACAUUAUGAAGGCCCGCAACUGGACAUCUGGAGUAUGGGUGUGGUGCUGUACGUGUUGGUCUGUGGUGCCUUGCCUUUCGAUGGACCCACUCUCCCCGUGCUCCGACAAAGAGUCUUGGAAGGAAGGUUUCGUAUCCCCUAUUUCAUGACUGAAGACUGCGAACAUCUGAUCCGCAGGAUGUUAGUCCUGGAUCCGUCAAAGCGUUUGUCUGUGGCGCAGAUCAAAGAACACAAGUGGAUGGCACUAGAUGUUCCAGUGCAGCGGCCGGUUCUUUACCAGCAGCCUGUCCCUGCUGACGGUGAGACGGGCGUGGGCGAGUACAGCGAGCAGGUUCUACGUUUGAUGCACAGCCUUGGCAUCGACCAGCACAAGACUGUAGAGUCUCUGCAAAACAAAAGCUACAACCACUUUGCCGCCAUCUACUACCUGCUGGUGGAGCGGCUAAAGGCCCAUCGCUGCAGCUUCCCAGUGGAACAGAGGCUGGAUGCACGUCAGCGGCGGCCCAGCACAAUUGCUGAACAGACUGUCAUCAAGUCGACUAGCUGUUCUGGCCAGGUGGGCUUGCUCCCACAGGGGGUCCGUCUGCUACGAUCCCCCGCCGUUUCUCAAGCCACCUCUGAUGCAUUCACCUUUGCCCAACCCGUGUGCACCCUGGAGCAGAAUUUCAUGUCUGAGGACGUCAACACGCCCAAAGUAAACGGCUGCCUGCUGGACCCCCUGCCUCCCAUCACUGUGCUCCGCAAGUCAUCCACCUCAUCUCCUAGCAACAUGAUGGAGAUGUCGAUUGAUGAGGGGAUUGAGACUGAAGAGCCUGACACGGAGGAGGAUACACCUCACAUGCUUUUAGCCUGUCAGACAGCUCGUUUUGGCCAGAGACGGCACACCCUCUCUGAGGUUACUAACCAGCCAGGAACGUCAAACCAGGGUAAACUGUUCACUUUGGGUCACAACCCCUCCACAAGCAGCAUGGACUCUGACAUGGGCUAUGACAUGGGGUCGAUGCAAAGUGACCUUGGCCUACUUGAGGACCCCCCGUCACUCAGUGAAGUGGUUCUGCCCAACAGCACGGCCUCCCGUGUUGCUCCUACGUCAUUCAUAAGCGCUCGGCCGGCCAACCUGGCAAUGGCUACCCUGACGUCGCAGCACAGGGACACCCACAACCGUUCACCCAUCAGCUUCCGAGAAGGACGCCGUGCCUCUGACACCUCACUCACACAAGGUCUGGUUGCCUUUCGACAGCAUCUCCAGAACCUGGCGAGGACCAAAGGCAUCCUGGAGCUAAACAAAGUACAGAUGCUGGUGGAGCAAAUGGGGUCUGGGGAAGGGGCUGUCUUGGGCUUUCCGGGACCCCAGCAUCACUUGCACAACCUCCUGGAGACCGAGGCAACUAAGCAACAGGAGGGCCCGACUUUAUAUCAAGGUGGACCACAGCCACCUGUUCUCUCCCGUAGGCAGAGUUUGGAGACGCAGUACCUCACCCAUCGUCUCCAGACUAGCGUUUUGAUAAACACUCCUGCAAGCUGCCAGAUGUUCUGUAAGGAGUCCCCCCGAAGUUUAGCGCAGCAACUACAAGAACAUCGACUGAACCAGAAGAGGAUGUACCUGCAGCAGACACAGGGUCUGGGCCUGCCGGUGUACUUCAAUCAGAUGCAGAUCGCUGAAGGGUCCUAUCCGGCGAGUGGCAUCCCACUGGACCCCGCUGCAUCCCAGAAUCCCCCCCAGGUGACCCCAAUGUCUAGCAGUGGCCCGCAGCCUCAAUCACAGCAAGGAUCCUCGUCCCCAUACAGCCACCCCCACAGCCUGAGCCCCCUUCUGGAACCAGGGGAGGGCGUGCUUUAUGACCCAUACAUGAGUCAUCACCACUACGCACAGCACCUGGCCCCUGUCCCUCACCUUCAACACCACCACCAUCACCAGUCGCCUCAAGAAACCUCAGCUAUGAGUCUCGGUUUCUGCUACCCUGUAGAGCAGCAGGUCCAGUGCCCCUCCACUGAAGUCCCAACCCCAGGACAGUACGAUUUCCACCUUGACCUAGGAUCGCUCCAGCCUCCCGCCAUUGGAGAGGUGGCGGGGCAUGUGGCGGGGGCCUCUGGGGAGUCAGGCCCACCCGAGGGUCUUGUUCUGACGGAGCUGCAGAACCCACUCGUGGACGGUGAGAUGAUGGAGACGGUGGACUCCCAGCAAGGCUUCGUGCUGGUUAAUUAAAGCCUCACAGGGGGCCGGAUUGAAGCAGUAUUGAGAGCCCACACAGAGAUUUGGAGACAUAAGCAUAGCAACAGGGAAAAUGCCGACUUUCGUACGACCAACGAAAACUGAAUUUCGUAGUUGGGAUGAAUCUCGGGGAACCUUUCGUACCAAAAGCCCUCCCUUAGCUGACCUCCUUUUCUUCCCUCUACUCCUCUUCCGCCUUGGAUGAACGAGGAGAAGGCCAACGUGCCGACGCGGUCAGAACUCAUCGCGAGGAUGCUUCAUUGGCCGCCCUUGUGCCCCUAGUGAGAGGACAUGAUCCUGAUAAGGUGUUGAGGACGACUGCAGCAUUUCACGUGGUUUGAAACUAGUGAACUGUUUUGGGGACUGGCUGGCAAUUAAAAGCACAAAAUGGUUGACAGAAUGGCUCGCCGAUUGAGCAUUUAGACUAUUUUUGAUAUGCAGCUUAAGGUACAUGUACCGGUUGGACAACCACAUUACUAGUGAGACAAGGCUGUUCACUUAUUGACGUCUGCACAAUACUAGUACCACUAGUGAAACGCUGGAUAACUGGUACAUAUAUAUAUUUUUUAAAUUUCAGUAGUAGUACUAGUAACACCAUUGUCAAAAGUCUUGCUUGUCCUAAAGUCAUUUCACCGUUUAUUCGCAGUGGGCUAGUUUCAGUUUAUAAUUCAGCAUACCAGUUACAUAUUAAAAAAUAUACAAUGUUGCUGUAUUUAUUCACUGUUCUUGAUAUCCCCCCCCCUAACUAGUGCCCUAGUACUCACUAUUAGGAAAAAUUCAUGUUACUAGUGAUGCACAAGUGCACUAGUUAACAUCUGCACACUACUAGAACUCCUAGUGAAGAGCUAGGUUUUAAUGAGUUGAAUUUUGGGAUUUCACAAUUAAUAGCAGGGCACAGUUUUCAAUAAGUCUACAGUUUGGAAACGUAGUUGUUAUACUUGUAAGGCUCCAACUACUCAAAAAUAUUUUCACUAUGUUGAUUCUUUUAAUUGAUGAAUUGAAUUAAAGAAAAUGUUUUUUAUUUUUUUCAUUUCUAUACCUUUAGUCAAACCUAGGACAUUAUUUUGAAUUGACUGCAGACAAACAAAACACGUGAUUUAGUUACUCCUUAGGGCCAUGAAAUUUCAGAAAAUGGGACAAAAAAUUUGUUUACCAAAAGCAAAAGCAGAAGUCUACAAAUGCCUGAUUUUGACUCAACACAAUUCGUCUGCUUUCAUGGAGGGUUACAAAAAUCGGAGAGGAUUGAUUAUCGAUAGGCUGAAAUUCCAAGGAUUUGGACAACUUUAAGUUAAACACUGUGCCUAAACGAGUAAUCGAUUGUCAAAAUAGUUUUCAAUUGUCUUCAUCAAUAUUUGGAGUUGCACUACUCAUGAGGACAAAGAGCGUACUAUUACACAGACCUUAGGUUGGAUGUCACAGACAUCAAAUAAAUACUGAAGCGACUUUAUGGCAAGCGGUUUAUUCACUGCAUGGUGGUUUUCAUUCAUAGUUUGUUGCAAAUGUGGAUAUCAACUGAGAUACUCAAAAUCCUACUAAUGUGCUAAAGCUGUCCUAUUGGUCAAGGCUAAGAGCACCUGUGCAUGGACCUUAAGCAGAAUAUCAAGAAAAUGGGCUCAAAGCUCAGACAGCUUGCCACAGGUGUUCUUUUAAAACAGACGCCUUGGACAGCACCAAUUAGUUGUCUUCAGUCCUUUUUUUUUUUUUUUUAAGUGUGUAGAGAGCGCAAUGGCCCUCAUUCAUCAUGAAGCCCAGUUUCAAGUGUUUCGGUGUCACUUUGCACACGAGCGGGUUGUACAGAUGGUCGAAUUGAUCACUUGCAACACUAAUGAUAAGGGCACACAGUAUUUUUUGACAAGGCCAUGGGCUAAAUGAGACCACACACACAUGCGACACACAUUUCUGUCAUUGGUGUUUCCUUUGCAACUACUGAACUGAACUGAACACUACUGAAAGGCUUCUCCACCUUCAAAGUCCGGGAGCGCUUGAUUCAUGUCUCAUGCUAAAUGAGGGCUUGGCGAGUGAAUGUUUGGUGACAACUUCUUCUUCUACAUAUUUGUGGCAAUAUUGAAGCAAUAUUAAUCCUCCGUGAUGAAGACGACAAGGAUGAUGACGCACCUCAUCUGUGCGGCCCACCCUCAUAUGAUUGGUCGCACCGAGCUGAUGACAUCAGCAGCAGCACAGAUGUGAGUGUGUUUUGUUUGUUUUGCACAAGUCACGAAGAAUGUCAUGUGACUGAAAAGGACAAAGCUUGUUCGUGAAUGAAUGUAAUGGAUGACGCCACACGUGACCACCUCUUGGACGGACAGCAACGUUGGCGGCGGCACGAGAGACACUAUUUUUUUUUUUUUUUUUUUGUAUUAGCAUCCAGACUGUGAUGAAUCUAGUUGAAGUAUCUUCCAGACACGACGGAGACAGAAAGUGUGUGUGUGUGUGUGUGUGUGUGUGUGUGUGUGUGUGUGUGUGUGUGUGUGUGUGUGUGUGUGUGUGUGUGUGUGUGUGCGCGCGCGUGUGUGUGUGUGCGUAUGUGAUUAAAUCAGAUGGAAAACUUGUCUAAUAACUACAUUGACCAACUGACUAACUGACCAACCAACAGUGACAGACUUUAAGGUCAAAUCGAGCAUUACAACCUUUCACUUUUGUCUAGUCGUCAAUACCAGUAAACAGUACACGACACUUGUUUUUUUUGUUUUUUUUUUUACCAAGGACUAUUGGGGCCAAGCUGAAUAGGAGAAAAGAAAAAUAUGUAGAAAAAUGUCAGUUGAGGGGGGGUAAUCCCAAAUUGAGUUGAAUUCAUAAGAUUUCUUUAGGCUGAAUAAGUGGAAUAAAGUCAUGAUGUAACAAGACAACAUUCUCUAGUUAGCAAUUCAAAAUCCUUAUUUUUACUACUAGGAAAAAAAAGUCAAUUUUAUAAAAACAGUCAAAAUAGCUGUAAGGUGCAGGGAGAGACUGAAGAGAGGAAUCAAGUUUUACACAACUAGCGAAAAUGUGUAGUUAUGAAAUUGACAAAUGGAAAAAGUUAUAAUUUUCGACAAAAUAAAAACAAAUUUCAAUUUUAGAGAGUAAAGUUGUAAUACAACAAAAGUCAUAGUCUUAGAGCAAAGUUUUUCAAAGCGGAAUAAAGUUAAUGGAAGUGAUAAGUUUAUGAUAACUAGACAUUAUUUUACGAGUAAUUGGUCAUUUUCACAAUGGAAAUACUACUGGGAAAAUCGUAAUUUUUUUUUUUUUUUUCAAAAAUGGAUUGUAUGCAAUGUACAAGGAAGAGAAUAAAGUGUGCAAGAUGGCUCAUCUGGUAAUUAAAAAGUCGCAAUUUUAUGAGAAUAAAGUUGUAGUUUUACACAUAGUCGUUACAAAGCAUAGCUUAGUCUUAAGCGUGUGAUUAAAAAGUUGUAGUUUUGCCAGAAGGAAGUCUUUAAACAGCGAUACUCCUCAUUUUUGCUGGAGUUAAGUUGUCCUUUAACUACAGUAAACCUAUACAGUGGAACCUCAGAGUUUGAACAUAAUUGGUUCUUGUGAAGUCGUUCAAAGUUGAUUUGUUCAACCUCCAAAGCAUUUUUUCCAUAGGAAAUAAUGCAAAUGAGUUUAAUGCAUUCCCAAGCUCCAAAUGGUAAAUUCCUAUUUGAAUUCCGAUUUAUGUAAAAACAUGUAUACCCUGUAUUUGAACAUUAAAAAAUGCACACAUUGUAAGCAACCUAAAUGUAAAAAAAACCUAAAACUUAAACCUAAACCUAACUUUUUGGGUCGCGGUGUGUUGACAUCAGAGGGACUCCAGAAAGUCACCCUCCAUGCUGAUCUCCCCCCCCCCCCCCAGAUUUCUACGUCCCCUAAAUCGCUUCAACGCCAAGGUUCCACUAUAAUUUUACAAAAAUAAAAUGUUACUAUGAGAACAGUUGUGCUCAAUAGAGAGUUAACUGGUAACGUUACAAGAAAAAAGACCUUUUUUGAGAAAAGUUGCAAUCGUCCACAUUAUAGUGUGUAGCAUGUUACCACUUUUGUUGUUAGGUUAGGAAAAUUUUAACGUUAAAAUUUUCCCUUUCACGCUUUACACUUUCAACUUUGACAUUCACUUAUUACAACUUUAUCAUCAUAUGAUCAUCAUUUCCAUAAAAUUAAAUCUUAAUAUUCACUUAAUGGAUUCAAGCGUCAUUGUAAUAUACUUUUGUCUUACAUUGUGACUUUAUUGUUGUAAAAUUACAUCUUUCAGAGUUUUUUUUUUUUUUUUCUGUUUUAGAUUGGCCUUAAUAUUCAUUGGUACCUACAUGCAAGACAUGGUAAAAAUUGAUUUGUCUGUUAAAAAAAAAAUCGCAUUAAAGUGAGACCCUGUAUACUUUUUUGUUUUUCAUCAAUUCACGAUGGAAGUAUAACAAGUGUAUAUUUUCCUCAUAAUCCUGAGUGAAAGUUUUUUUUUUUCUUUUUUUCUUUCAUUGCCAAGGUGUGGCAGUCAAAAUUGGUAAUGCCAGCAAAAAUAACAAUGCACUCCGUGCUCCACGAGGCAUUUCAGCCAUUAGACACAAAAAAGUUUUCAUAUUAUUUUCACGUGGCACCAGUGUGCCGGACAAAGGUUUAAGAAGGACAGGAACUCACAUUUGUUUGGAAAAAGUCUACAAAUUAGCGUGAAUUUGAGCAAGUUUGUCAGGGGAGUUUGUAUUCUGUGUGCCUUUUACUUUUCACAUUUCCAUGAUUUCUCAUGGUUAGGGUUAGUUUUGUCACUCAUCUCCCACCCCCCACCACCAAGUGAGUAGAAAAUUUUUACAAAGGUACAAAAAAAGCAAACGGGGAAAAAAAAAAAAACAGUCCCUCAAAGAAGUCCAUAUGAGCCUCCAUCCUUGUGUUUGUUGUUUCAAUGUUUGUUUUUCUUCUGCUUGUCGGCUCAGCGGUGUCAAAAGUAUUCGAGCAAUAUAUUUGUGUAUAGGUGAAGACUGAAGUCAUAAGGAGCGUAGUAGUGGAUCUCCAGUAGUACAUUCAUUUCACACACAGUCUCACUCGACUCCCUGCUGAUGAAACUCAACAAUAUGAAAUAGACUUUUCUAUAUUUGCCCUCAUUCUUGUCGACCACACAUAAGCUAACUUGCUGUUGAGAUUAAAAAAGAAGGAAAAAAAAAAGGUU
Syngnathoides biaculeatus (alligator pipefish) is the source of this 8349-nucleotide messenger RNA. It is a transcript of the gene sik2b, whose product is annotated as salt-inducible kinase 2b. The transcript is spliced from 15 exons. Gene Ontology annotation, molecular function: tau-protein kinase activity; protein serine/threonine kinase activity; ATP binding. Gene Ontology annotation, cellular component: cytoplasm. Lineage: Eukaryota; Metazoa; Chordata; Actinopteri; Syngnathiformes; Syngnathidae. Bases 459 to 3239 code for a protein of 926 amino acids. The record is from RefSeq and is a predicted model, not a curated record. Gene Ontology annotation, biological process: intracellular signal transduction; protein phosphorylation; microtubule cytoskeleton organization.